This is a messenger RNA of Paramecium tetraurelia, 771 nucleotides long. RefSeq lists its product as uncharacterized. Gene Ontology annotation, cellular component: condensed nuclear chromosome. The transcript is spliced from 2 exons. Lineage: Eukaryota; Ciliophora; Oligohymenophorea; Peniculida; Parameciidae. Gene Ontology annotation, molecular function: ATP hydrolysis activity; DNA strand exchange activity; ATP-dependent DNA damage sensor activity. Gene Ontology annotation, biological process: DNA recombinase assembly; DNA repair; DNA strand invasion. The record is from RefSeq and is a predicted model, not a curated record.
AUGAAUUUGUUAUAAUUAAUUGAAAUUGAAAGUAAAUUUGAGCAUCUUUCUAUCAUUCCAAUUUUCGAUGAAAUUCUAAAGUACACAUUAAGUUUAAUAAGUGGUGGAAUAUAAACUGGAAUAUUGACAGAAUUAUACGGUGAGGCAGGUUGUGGUAAGACGCAUGUUUGCAUGACUUUGAUGAUUAAUACAAUAAUAAAUUAUAAAACUUCGAGAGUGAUUUAUAUUAGUACGGCUAAACAAUUACAACAAGAUCGUUUUAAUCAGCUAUUAUGUAAAAUUAGUUAUGUUAUUGGGAAUUAGAAUAUCGCGUGGUUUACUAAUUUAUUUAACAAAUGUAUUAUACAACACUUAAAUAAUACUAAAUUUAUGGAUGAAUAUAUUUAUGAACAACUACCUACUUUAUUGGAACAAUACUAAUUCAAAUUAAUUAUUAUUGACAAUAUUACAACCUAUUUGCAGGAAUUGUAAUUAACCUUAAAUCAGAUGCAAAAAACAUCAAUACUAAAGAAAUUCUCAAACCAUUUUAGAAAAUUAGCGAAAAAACACAAUAUCGCUGUGGUUUUUGUUAAUAAUGUAGUUUCAUCAACUUAAAAUAACAAAUUGUAUCCAGCCUUGGGGAUAAAGUGGUCCGAGAUGAUUGAUGAGAGAAUAUAGGUAGAAAAAAAAGGAAUGAUUCGACAUUUUAGAAUUGAUAUAUCUCAUCGUGUUGCAUUAGAUGAUGCCGCAUUCACUAUACAGGAAAGUGGAAUCUACCCUUAAGUUGAUUGA